This is a messenger RNA of Jaculus jaculus (lesser Egyptian jerboa), 2721 nucleotides long. Its product is annotated as vomeronasal type-2 receptor 116-like. The transcript has 9 exons. The record is from RefSeq and is a predicted model, not a curated record. Gene Ontology annotation, molecular function: G protein-coupled receptor activity. NCBI's taxonomy places the organism in Eukaryota, Metazoa, Chordata, Mammalia, Rodentia, Dipodidae. Gene Ontology annotation, cellular component: membrane. Gene Ontology annotation, biological process: G protein-coupled receptor signaling pathway. The coding region runs from base 1 to 2721 and encodes 906 amino acids.
AUGAGUGGAGACACUAGUCACAGGCAUGAUGCCAACCCUUAUAUAAAACUCAAAGAAAAUGUCGGUUUGUCUGAUCAAAAGCUAAUUGUGGAGGACUUACGGUUAAGAUGGCAGCAUAGACAAUGGGAAACAUGGGGUCGUGGGACAUUACAAGCAUUAAACUGUUAUGAGCAGUGCAUGGACCUCACAGUAAAUGCUAUGAUGCUGAUGGAAGUGAGGUUAACAGAAAGAGGAUGCUUUUGGAGAACAAAAGAAAACACAGAAAAUGAUGGAGAUAUGUGCAAGGAUUGUAUGUUUUUAAUUAAAACAUCAAAGAAGCAUAUGAUAGACUAUGAUUCAAUGAACCAGCUUUAUCGUGUGCCAACCAAAAAAUAUCAAUGUAUUCUCACAAUGAUUUUUGUCACUGAAGAGAUCAACAGAAAUCCCAAACUUAUACCCAACAAGUCUAUUAAUUUUUCAUUCCAUCCUUCCACAUGUGAUGAUUCAUUGACAAUUGUCUCUUCCCUACAUUACACAGAAGCUAAACGGAUUGUUCUUCCUAAUUAUCAUUGUGAAAUAAAUGAUUGUGGCUUAUCAUUUACAGGACCAUCAUGGGAAAGAAGUAGCAAAAUUGCGACAUUUUUCACAAUAUUUAAUAUAGGACAGAUUCACUAUGGCCCAUUUAAUCCUGUUCUGAGUGACCGUUUUCAGUAUCAUUAUCUGUAUCAGAUUGCUCCCAAGGAAACAAGGCUGCCUUUUGCCAUAGUCUCCCUAAUGAUUCAUUUCAACUGGACCUGGAUGGGGCUGGUCAUCUCCGAUGAUGACCAAGGUAUUCAAUUUCUCUCAGACUUCAGAGAAAUGAUGCAAGGGAAUGAACUCUGUUUAGCCUUUGUGAAUGUGAUCACAUUAAACAUGGACUUAUACAAUACAAGGGCUGAGAAAUAUUAUAAACAAAUUGUGACAUCAUUGGCAAAUGUUGUGGUCAUUUAUGGUGAAUUAAAUUCCACACUGGAAGUGAGCUUUAGAAGAUGGGCAAAUUUAGGCAUCCGCAGGAUCUGGGUCUCCACCUCACAGUGGGAUGUCAUUACAAAUACAGGAAGAGACAUCAAUUUUGACUCAUUCUAUGGUGCUUUCACAUUUUCUAAUCGUCAUCAGGAGAUUCCCAAUUUUACAAAAUUUAUUCAGUCAGUGAACACUUCUCAAUAUCCAAUAGACAUUUCUGUUCUGAGAUCACAACGGAUAUACUUUAAUUGUUUGGACAUGGAAUCUAAAUGUAGAACACAGAGUAAAUGUGCACUCAAUAAUUCAUUAAAAUGGUUUGCAAGUCAAGGAUUUGACAUAGCCAUGAAUGAUGAGAGUUAUAAUCUAUAUAAUGCUGUGUAUGCCUGGGUAUAUGCUUACCAUGCAAUGUAUUAUGAACAGGUAGAUGUUCACCCAAUAACAAUUCUAUGUGUACCUGACUGCUCAAAGUUUUACCACACUAUGAAGAAUAUGGAAUUUAUUAACCCCAUUGGAGACCUAGUGACUAUUAAUGAGAAAAGAAAAUGUGAUGCAGACUAUGAUAUUUUCCACAUUUCAAAUUAUCCACAAGGUCUUGGAAUCAAGGUGAAAAUAGGACAGUUUACAUCAUAUGGUUCCUUCAGUCAACAAUUGUAUUUGUCUGAUGAGGCCAUAGAGUGGGCCACAGGGAGUAGGCAGAUUCCCUCCUCUGUGUGCAGUGAGACUUGCAAGCUUGGUUUCAGGAAGUUCCGACAUGAAGGAAACGCAGCCUGUUGUUUUGAUUGUUUCCCCUGCCCAGAAAAUGAGAUUUCUAACAAAACGUAUAUGGAUCAAUGUGUGAAGUGCCCAAUCAACCAAUAUGCUAGCCUAGAGAAAAAUCACUGUCUCCAAAAAACUAUGAAGUUUCUGGCUUAUGAAGAUGCCUUGGGGAUAGCUCUGGCUUGUAUAGCGCUUUGCUUCUCUACACUCACUGCUGUUGUACUUGGGGUUUUUGUGAAGCACAAAAACACACCAAUUGUGAAGGCCAAUAAUCGAACAAACAGCUACAUCCUGCUCAUUUCCCUCAAGUGCUGUUUUCUCUGUCCAUUACUCUUCAUUGGACACCCCACCACAGCCAAGUGUGUCCUGCAGCAGAUCACAUUUGCACUUCUGUUCACUGUGGCUGUGUCAACUGUUUUGGCCAAAACAAUAACUGUGGUUCUGGCCUUCAGGGCCACUGCUCCAGGACAAAAGUUGAGGGGACUGCUGGUAUCAGGAGCACCUAACUUCAUCAUUCCCAUCUGUACCUUGAUCCAACUUGUUCUCUGUGCCAUCUGGAUGGGAACAUCCCCUCCCUUUGUUGACACUGAUGAACACUCAGAACAUGGGUACAUCAUCAUUGUGUGCAACAAAGGCUCAGACACUGCCUUCUACUGUGUCCUGGUAUACCUGGGAUCUCUGGCUAUAGGGAGCUUUACUGUGGCUUUCCUGGCCAGAAACCUGCCUGAUGCAUUCAAUGAAGCCAAAUUUCUGACCUUCAGCAUGCUGGUGUUCUGCAGUGUGUGGGUCACUUUCCUCCCUGUCUAUCACAGCUCCAAGGGGAUAGCCAUGGUGAUAGUGGAAGUCUUCUCUAUCAUGGCCUCCAGUACAGGAUUGCUAAGUUGCAUAUUUUUCCCCAAGUGUUACAUCCUUUUGAUAAGACCCAGUAAAAAUACUCUAAAGAGGGUGAAGAAAAAUCAUAUUGUACAACCAAUUGAUUUUUAA